AUGAAGAGAACACUUUCGAGAUAUAACAAGUUCCUAGAUUCCUCAGAGCCAGCUAAUAUAGUAUACAAGGCUGAGAAACAAGACUCGAAAGAGGUGGAUGUUCUAAAAGAAGAAAUUGCAAAGCUACAAGUAAAACAGUUGCGACUUUCGGGGAGGGACUUGACUGGAUUGAGCUUAAAAGAAUUGCAACACCUAGAAAAGCAAUUAAAUGAAGGGUUGUUAUGCGUGAAAGAGAAAAAGGAGCAGUUACUGAUGGAACAAUUAGAGCAAUCAAGAGUACAGGUUGAGGAGCUUCGAGGUUUCUUUCCAUCAACUGAUCACUCAGUCCCAACUUAUCUUCAAUACUAUGCGACUGAAAGGAAGAAUUCUCCCAUAGACAAUGGCUCCACAAGUCCUCCUGUAGCCUUCAAUUACUCCAUUGAGAAAGUCGAUUCAGACACGACUUUGCAUUUAGGGCUGCCAGCUGACGCGUAUCGCAAGAGGAAAGCUCUAGACGGAGAAAGCCAUUCCAAUGAUUCUGAUAGCCGACUCAGCCUGCUGUAA
Dovyalis caffra is the source of this 543-nucleotide messenger RNA. Lineage: Eukaryota; Viridiplantae; Streptophyta; Magnoliopsida; Malpighiales; Salicaceae. The record is from the annotation of a GenBank genome assembly.